UUCUCCCCUCACUGUCUGGGUGUAAUAAUAAAUGAAAUGUGACACAUCUCUGUCUCUGUCUCUUUGUCUCAGAUUGAAGGUUUGUUUGCGUCAGCGCAGCAUGAAAAUGUUAAAGUCAGCUGUAGGUGCUCUAUGCUGAGAUGUUUGUGUUGGUCUCAGCUAUCAGUCUGACACCAUGUAUGCACGUCACAGGUGUGGUUAAGGAGCAGUGAGUGAAUGGCAUACAUCCACCUGUGCACCGCAGCAGCUACAGAGGGGCGAGUAGGUGUUAAACAGAUUAAUUUAACUGCAGAUGGAGUUUUUAAACGCCUUGCCCUGCGUUGUUAGGCACUGGAAACAAAUACAGACAGUUGGAAAUAGCUUUGUCGUUUGUAGCGAGUCAGCAGUGCAAUGCUCCCUCACUCAGCCUCUCCAUGACAUCGCCUUUGUUUUCGUCACUACAUCUUUGUCAACAAAACUACAUCCAAACAGCAUGUGGACAUGCAGAUCACACCACAUGGUGCAUAACUAACACCAAAAAACAAACUCACAUCAGCUUGGAUGUGGGACAGUUCAUGAAUCCAAAAGGAUUGGAAGUAGGCUUUCUCAAUUCUUCACCUGUUUGAUGCAGGGCCAGAGAACUUCUUGCCAUUCUGUCCUUCGUGAGGUCCUCCAUGAACCGGCUUCAGUGCAGACCCUGGAUUCCUUGUUUCCAAAACGCAUCUGUCAGCGUAACCGAUUUGUCACAUUUGUUUUUCAGUCUUCCUGCCAAUCCGAGCUGUAUCCAUAUUUUUCUCCCACCUUACAGUUGAAUCACAUCUUUCCUGGUCCUUUCACUUCAUUUCUCUGAUUCUCAGGUUCCAUCCUAUCUGUCUUACCUUCCUUAUUUCAGCAUUUACUGCCCUCAGGUGCUCCACUUCUUUUUCCAGCACGAGACUCUUGUCUUGCAAUCUUUGACUUCCGCAGCAUUGAAGUUAAAUGCUCAAGCUAGCUAUCCUCGCACAAUUCUGUUAACUGCACGCCAAAUCCUUCAAACCUUUGUUCAUGUGUGUCAAAUCUCACCACCAAUGUGUUAAUUGCUGCAAGUAUUGCAGAGUUUGAAACUUCACUUUCAUUUGGUUUAGAUAUUUUCCAAGUAUGAGCUCCUUUUGACGGGGUAGGACAGGACUCAACCCCUUCCUCUAACAACCGUUUGUCCCCGCUGCUGUCUGUCCAUCAAAGCCUGCGAAGCAUGCUCGUGCUGCCUCAUUUGGGAGGGAAAAGUCUUUUUUUUUUUUUUUAAGCUCUGGCUGAGACAUUUCACUGUCGUUCUUACUGAAAAAACACCUUGCAGACUUUAAAAGAUACGUUCAGAGGGGAUAUGAUUUUAAUAAGACGAGUUUGGAGGGGUUUUGUGUGAGAGCUCGUAGCGUGAGACCGCUCAGUCCGCCAUCUUGCCGAGUGCCCCGUAUGCAAAUCCAGUUGUGUGAUCGCCAGGUGGCCCAGCCUCCUUACCUGGGACCAAUCGGGGCCACCAGCCUGGACGUUUCCGGGAAGUCUGCAUGACCCUGAUUGGAGCGGCACCUCCCCCGAUAGACCAGAGGGAGCAAAUACCGACUCACCUAUUUAAACCCAAAAGGUCUGAGUGCCAGGACGGCUGGUGGUGUGUGUUUGAGCUCGACUCGAUUUUGAAUGUUAACAGAGUCCUUCAGGUGAGACACCAGUCUCUCAAAGGGCGACGGGCCUGUAGUCAUUCAGUCCUGUGAUGGAGGAUUUCUUUGGGAUUAUUGUGGAGUGUUUGAAUGAGGGAUCUCCAGCUCCAGGGAUCUGUUGAAGAUGGAGGUCAGCUAAUCAGCCCUGUCUGGACCAGGUGCCUUCCUGAUCUGUCUGGAACAUCCUCUUCACAGAUCCUGAGCGAUGGUGGGGGGAUGUCACGGUGUCGGUCAGCUCAUCCAGGUCAGAGGCUGCAGCCUCAGAGAAGGCCUGCAGGUCCACUCUGACCUCGUCCAUCCAUCAGCCAGGACAAUUUAAACAGCACCGCUGGAGUUGGUUCUCCCGGGCUUGGACACCUUCACUCUGGACUAUUAGCUGCUUCCAUACCGCUCCAGAAACCCACCAGCACCUCCUCCACCUCCACACACAUCCCCCGGUCAUCACAGAUGCUUCACAUCCGCCCUCCCUCCAGCUGUCCAACCAGUUUGAAGCUUUGGCCUCAGAUGAAGUCCGAGGCUUCCUCCACCCCAUAUCUCACUCUGCCCAUUCCUCUGUUACCAUCCCAGCACCUCACCCUCUUUCUGUCCCUCAUCCCGCUCAACCUCACCACACCUCAUCAGAACUGGACAUCAACUCAUCAUCAUCUCAGGCUCCAUCUCCACCCACAGCAGAGAAUCCAGAGGUGGUCCAGACUCAGUCUUCACACCUGGCUGUAAGACUACAGUGCCACCUCUGGGAUCCCCUUCAUCAACAACUUUGAACUGUUCCGACUGAAAUGGGAUGGCCUCCAUCCAAACAGAAGGAGAUCCUUGAUGCUGUCUGAAAACAUGGACUCUGAGAUCAGCACUCCAAAAUGAUGACUGAUGUACCCUCUCACACCUUUUCAACACCUGAACUCUAAAGAUCCAGUUAUUAUUUUAAUAAUGUCCAAACCUUAAAAUGUUUUUAUAGAAAUGUUUUUAUCUAAUUACACCAAAAUUCUUAUUUUAGUUUAGUUAGUUUAGAUUUUAACAUUCAUGUUUGUUCAUCUCAGCCAUUUGUUCUGGAUUUUAUGGAACCAGCACAUGUGAAGGGUCAGUCUGUGUCUGAUCAUAAGGACAUUGUAUUCACUGUUCAUGUGCUGUUGGACUUCAGCUCCUGAUUCUGACCACUAGAGGGCAGCAAAUACAUUUGAUACCUGUGACAACAGUCAGAUCACAUGAUCAGCAGCUUCCUGUUUGUGUUUCACAAUAAAAGCGUUUUAAUGUGAAGGUAGUGCUAGACUUUUACUGUGAAACAACCACAGGAAGUGUUGACAGUGUCUUGACUUGUCACUCUGGACAGCCAAUCACAGGAGAGGACGUUGUGUCUCCAUAGUAACCAUGGAUAGUUUGGGGAAGGGCAGUCUCAGUCAGACUUCCUGUUUGUGUUUCUGAUCGACCAGGACCAGUAUUUCUAAAAGUAGAAAUACUUCAGCUUCAGUCUCUGUAUUUGGCGGUGUCAGCGAUGGCGGGGACGUCGAGACAUGACCGAGAGAUGGCGACGAACGCCAAGCGUCAGCUGACCGAGUGUGCCGACCCGGUGGAGCGGCUCCGACUGCAGUGUUUGGCCCGAGGAUCAUCAGGGAUCAAAGGACUGGGCAGAACUUUCAAAAUAAUGGAUGACGACAACAACCGCUCCCUGGACAUGAAGGAGUUCCUGAAGGGUCUCAAUGACUACGGCAUCCUGAUUGAGAAACAAGAGGCCAUGGAUCUAUUCAGGCUUUUUGACCGUGAUGGGAACGGGACCAUCGACUUUGACGAGUUCCUCAUCACUCUCAGGCCGCAGAUGUCUCAGGCCAGGAAGGAGGUGAUCAUGCAGGCGUUUCGGAAGCUGGAUAAGACGGGUGAUGGGGUGAUCACCAUUGAAGACCUGAAGGGGGUUUAUAACGCCAAGAACCACCCCAAGUAUCAGAACGGGGAGUGGACAGAAGAUCAGGUGUUCAGGAAGUUCCUGGACAGCUUCGAUUCUCCGUAUGACAAAGAUGGAAAGGUGACAAACACUCAACAGACUGAUUUUUUAAAAUCAGGUGACCCAGGAGGAGUUUAUGAAUUAUUAUGCUGGUGUGAGUGCUUCCAUCGAUACAGAUGUCUACUUUAUUGUGAUGAUGAGAAAUGCCUGGAAACUCUGAUGAGUUAGCGUCGCUCUGGUGACCAAAGAGGAGUUUGUCAACUAUUACUGUGGAGUCAGCGCCUCCAUCGACAGAGACGUCUACUUUAUUCUGAUGAUGAAAAACGCCUGGAAGCUCUGACUCCA
This is a messenger RNA of Larimichthys crocea (large yellow croaker), 3945 nucleotides long. It is a transcript of the gene capslb, whose product is annotated as calcyphosine-like b. Gene Ontology annotation, molecular function: calcium ion binding. The record is from RefSeq and is a predicted model, not a curated record. NCBI's taxonomy places the organism in Eukaryota, Metazoa, Chordata, Actinopteri, Sciaenidae. Bases 3157 to 3828 code for a protein of 223 amino acids. The transcript is spliced from 6 exons.